GAUGUGCCAAACUAUACUUUCUUUUGAGAAAGACUAUGAAGAAUAGUAAGCUAGAGCUUGAAGAAGAUCAUCAGAGUGGCCUGGAACUCCUCAAGGCCGUGGCACAGGCAAGGCAUGGCCAUUCUAGCAGUUCCAGGCCUGCUAAUGAAUUUGAUGCCCGGAGGCUAAAUUUCAAGAGCAUGCCCACUAGAUUCAAGCUUGAGGCCAUGAAGGAAAUCCGCAAUGCCCGCAAUGCCCAUUGGGAUUUUGGGCAAUCAUUGUGGGAUUCUUAUGAGAUUGUGACCGUGUCAAAGAGGAUAGAAGCAGGGCUAGUGUUGGAUCAUGAGUUCCCGGUGUUGGAUGAUUCGAGUAUGAGCCAUAAGAAGAACAAGGAGAGUAAGAAUAGCCUAAGAAAAUUAUUUAACCGGAUGUUUUGAAGAAGAUUUAAUGAUGCUGAUAUUCCCCGCAAAGACGGUACUUAAUUUUGAUUUUUUUUUUUUUUUUUUUUCCUGCAACUUCAUGCUCAUUGUUGUGAAUUCCAUUUCCAAACUAUUACAUCAUUGUUUUUUUUUUCCCUCUCAAAUUGUAAUUAAGAUUAAACCAGAACUUUGUUUGGAUGAAUAUUUUUUAGACAAUUCAUGAAUCUUUCUUGGUUGGAGAAA
Molecule: messenger RNA, 641 nt
Organism: Camellia sinensis
Lineage: Eukaryota; Viridiplantae; Streptophyta; Magnoliopsida; Ericales; Theaceae
Source: RefSeq, a predicted model, not a curated record